AUGGAUCAUGAAGAAACGCCAAGAUUUCCUGGUGGUCUUCGACCAUCUGAUGAAACUGCUAUUGAAGAAAGUGGUUUCCUUGGAACACAUCGUGGUUGGGUAAAUAUAAGUCGAUAUGAAAUUAUUUUCUUGACUGUCGGUAUAUUGGCCGCAAUAGCUACAGACACUUUAACCAUUAUUCGUCUGACUGAUAUUCAUGAUACCAAAGAUCCUGAUUUUGCUUAUGCCAUACUUAUUUUAGUUAAUUCAAUAUUUCUUCUCUUAUUUCUUAUUAUCGGUAUUUUCUAUCAACGUAUUACUCAUAUCGUGGCUUUUUUUAUCAGUGCUGUUAUGCUUACUAUAUAUGUGAUUGUACAUUAUGCUGCUCGAAGCAAAGAAACUGAUAGUCAUGGUAAAGCUGCAACAAUUCGUCUUAUUCGUCUUAUUUUGACGAUUAUUUUUAAUAUAUGUUUUAUUCCAUUGGCAAUAUUAGUUAUUAGAGAUUAUAGACGAGAUGAAUUUUCUAAACGACUUUUCGGUGCUUUUCCCGCAGCACGUCGUCCGCUUAAAAUAUACAAUAUAUUUGAUUGUCUAGCAGGUAUUAAUACAAUGCUUUCAAUGUCAACAUUCGUCCUUAAUUUAUACAAUUUUAAUCAUUUUGAAGCAUUUGAUACAAUUUUCCUUAGUAUUGGUAUUCCUUUGUCAUUAUUAUGGUUCGGUAUUGGUAUUGGCAUGGUUCGUCUUGAAAAUUUUAUAUUAGUUGGUGUUUUCUAUUUCAUUUCAUUAUUUCAACCUGGAUUUCUAGGUUACUCUUUAUAUAGUGCUAUCGACAAUUCAGCAACAUCUUCGUCCACGACAACGACACACACAACAAUAACAACAACGUCUACUAUUUCAACAAUUUUUUCAUCUAUAUCAACAACAAAAGCUGUUAAUCCAGAUAUUACAACUACAAUAUUUACUACUAUUUCAACUUCAACACCAAAAGGUCUUGUACCUGUACCCAAAGCACUUUAUGUGUGUAUAGUGGCAAAUAUUCUUACUCAUUUAUUAUCAAUGAUUAUCGCUUGUAUUUGUAUUCGUAAUUUUGGCAAAGGUCUUAAAGAGAGAGUAUUUAACAAUCGAUUUGAUAAAUGGUUUCAAAAACGUUGGUCUACCGCUUGA
Rotaria sp. Silwood1 is the source of this 1143-nucleotide messenger RNA. The record is from the annotation of a GenBank genome assembly. Lineage: Eukaryota; Metazoa; Rotifera; Eurotatoria; Philodinida; Philodinidae.